Humulus lupulus (European hop) is the source of this 1347-nucleotide messenger RNA. RefSeq lists its product as uncharacterized. NCBI's taxonomy places the organism in Eukaryota, Viridiplantae, Streptophyta, Magnoliopsida, Rosales, Cannabaceae. Gene Ontology annotation, cellular component: cytoplasm. The record is from RefSeq and is a predicted model, not a curated record. The transcript is spliced from 9 exons. The coding region runs from base 59 to 1177 and encodes 372 amino acids.
CCAAUCCAAUAGUCAAAUACGUUUCGCAGUAGCCGGAGGAAGAGGAACCCAAUUGGAAAUGGAGGACGACGAAGAAAAUCCGCCACUUGCAGUUGAAAUUGACCAAUCCACAGGGCCUUAUACCAACGGUCAACCCUUAAACGACGACGCAGAGGUCUCCGUCGGGGUCACCGUCAUCACCGGCUAUCUGGGUGCUGGUAAAUCCACUCUGGUUAAUCAUAUAUUGAACUCCAACCAUGGAAAAAAGAUUGCUGUGAUUUUGAAUGAGUUUGGUGAAGAAAUUGGUGUGGAAAGAGCAAUGAUUAAUGAAGGAGAUGGAGGAGCACUUAUUGAAGAAUGGAUUGAGCUUGCAAAUGGGUGUAUUUGUUGUACUGUCAAACAUAGUUUGGUUCAAGCUCUGGAGCAACUUGUCCAGAGGAAGGAAAGACUUGAUCAUAUAUUGCUGGAGACUACUGGGCUAGCGAAUCCGGCUCCUCUUGCAUCUGUUCUAUGGUUGGAUGAUCAGCUGGAAUCCUCGGUCAAGCUUGACUCAAUUAUCACUGUUGUUGAUGCCAAAAACCUCCGGUUUCAGCUGAAUGAGCGUUGCAGUUCAUCUUCAUUUGCUGAAGCAUUUUCUCAAAUUGCAUUUGCGGAUGUUGUAAUUCUUAACAAAGUUGAUUUGGUUUCUCCAGAGGGGUCUGGGGGUGUUUUGGAUGAACUGGAGAAGGAGAUACACAACAUUAACGCACUUGCUUGUAUUAUUCCUACAGUUCGUUGUCAAGUUGAUCUGUCCAAAAUAUUGGACUGCCGGGCCUAUGAUGCUACACACAACACUCGAUUAGAAGGACUAUUGGAUGGAAGUCAUGCUCUAUUAACACAAAGUCUUCAUGACAGUGCUGUGCGAACCUUGUGCAUUUCUGAGCACCAGCAAGUUGAUCUUGAUAAGGUUCGCCUAUGGAUUGAGGAGAUUCUUUGGGAUAAGAAAUAUGGAAUGGAUGUAUAUCGUUGCAAAGGGGUUUUGAGAGUCAAAAAUUCCCAUCAGCUUCAUACUUUGCAGGCUGUGAAGGAAAUAUAUGAGAUUGUUCCAGCACGUGAUUGGAAGAUUGAAGAAACUCGGAUGAACAAGAUAGUUUUUAUAGGUCAUAAUUUGAAUGAAGGUGUUCUUGCGGAUUCUUUUAGAGAUACUGCAACUUUUUAAACCAUGAAACUUGCACAGUUUCUCUAGACAGACAUUUGAAGAAUUUUGUUUCAGUAAAUAUUUUUUAUGUAUUAAUAGCAUCGUUGAGAUAAUCCUCCUUUUUCGUACUUUUAAGUAAAGUUUCAUUUUGAAUCAUAUAGAUAAUUAAUAGAAGAAAAAUAUUAUUUUAA